AGCAGUCUGUCAUUUCCAGCCAGGCCAAACACAACAUGCUCUCCUUCGCAGGAAUUGCCACGAAAAUGAACUCCUUAGAGUUUUCGUUAAGCUUCUUCAUACUGGUGUCUCAUAUAUCGUUGGGACGAUCCAGUGGUAUUUCCUUCUCAAUAUGCUGGAUGAGCAAGGACGACGCUCUGGAAAGGCAAAAUGGAAACAUAUGGCUCAAUGAUACAGCGCUGAAAUCCAUCAGGAAGCUGGGUAAAGUUACCUCCCUGACGGUGUACCCAGCUGUAGAAAACAAGCUAACGCUUCAGUAUGGAGGCUCUGUUCAGGAAUGGACUUUAAAAAUCAACCCAUGUACAAAGUUAACUAAAAUCAGCGGCAGGCAGAAACCCCUAAAGCAACCAACAACUGCCACCAAGGGCUUCCUGGAGUUGAUGAGUCCCACUGAGGUGUUUGCAUGUGAAAACGGCACACUAUUUUUCCACCAAGAUGAAAACUUCUUCCUUGGAAUUGGCUACACAAUGCGUCUCCCUGUCAAGCUCGAGUCCUGGGCUCCCUCCAUGUUGCUGGUCUCCUGGGUGGACAACCGCCCAGGUGUCAGCCACAGCUACACUGCGACCCUGUACCACACUGAACUAGGCUCCUAUAACACUCUCAGCAUGGACACUACGUCCGACAACCACUACUGCUUCACAGGUCUGGACUCCUGCGGUUCAUACGUGGCUUGUAUGGAGACUGCAGGCAGUCACUCCUUCACCUGCUUCUCUACUAUUACCGACCCAGACAUUCCCAAGAACUUUGAGAUGACAUCACGGACCACCAGCAGCUUAUUGCUGUCUUGGGACUUCCCUGAGAACCACAAGAUGUCCCUCUUCCUCCUCACCGCCUUCUACCUCAAUGGUACAGACCACGUCACAGAAGAGGUACUCCUGUGGCAGAAGGACAGCUUAAUGUUCAUCUUGUCUGAUCUGCAGCCCUGCAGCAAGGUUAAGUUUGGCCUGCAGACGGUUUGCCCGGCAGGGAUGGAGUCCCGCUAUAGCAAGAUGGUCCUGAACGAUGGAAACUCAGCUUACUCCAGCAUCGAGGCCUUGCAUCAGACGUCGUUUGGCCCAGACAGCUACACCCUGAGCUGGGAGGUGAGGAACACCUCAUCCAUCUCUGUUUUCAGAGUCUAUCAUGAGGGGGCGCUGCAGGGCACCACGCUCAUGACCAACUACACUGUGAGGGGGCUGCUGCCAUGCCAACAGUACCAGGCCAAGGUGGAGGCGCUGUGUGGAGACGGUGUGCUCAUGAGUGCCAAGACGGUCACAGCGCACACAGGAACACAUGGUGUGUCUGAGCUGAGGUAUCGCUCUAACGACUCCACCGCCCUGUGGAAACCCAGCACCAUGAACCAACCAGCUGUGGCCUUUUUAUAUGAACUGUCUCUGGAGAAUGGCACCAGCAUCCAGGGCAGCCGUGUGACUGACCCAAAGCUGGGUCUACCGGGGUUGGAGGAAGGGAAGACCUAUGUCCUCAGUGUGUGGGAGGAAUGUGACGGACAGUGGGAAUCGGAACAUUCUCGUGUGGUUUUUGAGGGAGCUUAUUCAUCCUUAGGGCUCCUCUUGAGGGCUGCUGGAUCUGAUCUGAACAGAGGGCUGGAUUUAGAUUUUUCCACCAUGGUACUCACAAUGGUCGUGCCCUGGUCACUACCCGAUGAUCUACAGGAUGAUGUAUCAGAACCAAGAGCUGAAAUGAGGGAGAUUUUUAAAGAUAAGCUUCAGAAGCUGUUGAAAGACUUUGAUCAGCCAGUCCGCAUUGAAGUGGCCACCUUUGAACCUGCAGAUCAUAAAGACAAAACGGAGAUUCUGUUUCUGUCUUUUGAUGCAUCCAACACUGACGAAGAUGUGCCCCUGCCCGCUGAAGAUCAGCUGGAUUACAUUCGCUCCCUGAAGGCUACAAACGUUACAGUUGCAGACGGGGUCAUUCACUGGGACGGUCCAGAUCUGUGUGCUUUCUCCAAGCAAACUUUGUGUCCCCGUAAUUCUCUGUGCAUCAACACUCUGGGCUCCUACACCUGUGUGUGCCAACAUGGUUACUAUGAUGUGAGCUCUGUCAUCGUGCCUCCUGUGGCUUCACAUCCGGUCUGCAGUGAAAGAGGCCUUAUCAGCCAGUGUCUGGAUAAACUGGUGACUGGUGGAAUAGCAAAACCCUACCUGACUUCGUACCUCGGGGGAAAGGUAGAUGUGAAGCUGAACGAUGGGCGGUGCACUGUGGAUGAAAAUGAGAUUUUCUACUACUUCCGCAUCUCACAAAAAGCCUCUGAAUGUGGAACUGAGAGGCGGGCGAACAAAACUCACCUUGAGUUCCAAAACACUCUGACUGUGACUUUGACCAGAGAGCAAACCAUUAGCCGGCAGGAUCUGAAAGUUGUCUGGAAGUGUGUCUACCCACGACAUUAUGUUCGCAACACUCAACUCAGUGUGGAUAUGGAGUGGCUCUCCUCUAUCUCCUUGGUGCAGUUCAGCUCAUCCCCGCAGCUGGGCCUGACCAUGACCCUAUACACUGAUGACACUUACAGCAGCUACAGGCGUACCGGAGACCUGGAGCCUGAGGACACCCUGUUCUUCCAGGUGGCCCUGCACACCAACAACUCUUUUGCUUCAGACUUACUCCUGCAGGUGGAGUCAUGCUGGGCCACUGAGAGCAAUGAUCCACAGGAUCCGGUCCAAGGUGUAUUUCUGCAGGAUGGCUGCCCUGUUGACUACACUUUCCACUGGCUCUCUGUUAAUGGCCUGGCACAGAGAAGCAGAUUUUCCAUUCAGAUGUUCACCAUGCCCAAAGGGUUGCCCCUCUACAUUCACUGCCUGGCCAACAUAUGUGGACAUGGUGAAGAGUGUACAAAGAAUUGCACAAGCCCGCAGCGCACCAAGAGGUCUGUAAGCCAGAUGGACAGGAAGGGGAAGCAAGCUGCGGUUGUGUCUGCUGGACCUCUGGUGGUCAACACAAGAGUGAAUUCGGGAGCCCAAUCGCCUUACUGGGCAGAGCACAUGACUAUAAUCUCCAUUGUGGCUGGAUCAAUAGGCUUUUUGGGAGUAACCAUGCUCUCAGUCAGUGCAACCAAAGCAAUCAUGGCUUACUACAAACGACUACGGCUGCAAUAAAGUGUUUGUUACACCAUC
Messenger RNA from Micropterus salmoides (largemouth bass), 3146 nucleotides. RefSeq lists its product as uncharacterized. The coding region runs from base 36 to 3128 and encodes 1030 amino acids. Lineage: Eukaryota; Metazoa; Chordata; Actinopteri; Centrarchiformes; Centrarchidae. The record is from RefSeq and is a predicted model, not a curated record. The transcript is spliced from 19 exons. Gene Ontology annotation, molecular function: calcium ion binding; protein binding. Gene Ontology annotation, cellular component: apical plasma membrane; cell surface. Gene Ontology annotation, biological process: neutrophil migration.